Molecule: messenger RNA, 1107 nt
Organism: Puccinia graminis f. sp. tritici CRL 75-36-700-3
Lineage: Eukaryota; Fungi; Basidiomycota; Pucciniomycetes; Pucciniales; Pucciniaceae
Exons: 8
Coding region: 1-1107 (368 amino acids)
Source: RefSeq, a predicted model, not a curated record
AUGUCCAACUUGCACUUGGCCGUAGCCAGCCGAUCCAAAGCCAUGAGUAGCAAAUCUCCGAUCCUUUCAACCAAAAAAUACCCAGUGUGGGUUUCGAUCAUUAUGAUCUUCCUGCUGGUUCAUCUGCCAUCCUCGUUUGAAUCGGCCUCUGUCGAAGAGCGUCGAUCAGAGGUCUGGGCCAGUGCUCGAUUAAGAGCCCGGGCAGUCGAUACUCCACCGAAGGAUUGUCCCGGCCCGAAAUGCAAAUCCUCCGCUGCCGGAGGCUCUGCCAAUGAAGAAGAGGACAUCCACCAUCGAGCCUCCGUUUCUACCCGCUCCAAAUCGGCCCGUUCGGUGAGGGCAAGGGAUUGCAAAGGCGAGGGAAAGAAGGAUCCAUCAUCAACCCCGCCGGAAAAGCAUCGAAAGAAAAAGGGCUCUGAGGACAAGCCGGCCGAUCAACAACAACAACAACAAAGCCAAGCUGACGCUACCCAAUCCGACGCCCCAAAGCCUGCAGUCCAGCAGCAAGAUGAUGACUCGAACGCUCAGCAAUCCGAGCCGCCCCGCAAAAAGUCCCAUAAAUCAAGUAAUAGUAAUGCUUCUACGGCUCCAACCACAUCUACUCCGGAAAAUUCUGGUUCCAAUACGGGCGAUCGUUCCGAUCGAUCUAGAUGGCUCGCGGCUCAUAAUGAUAUCCGGAGGAGGUACUCCGUCCCUGACCUCGUCUGGGACCCUAAAUUGGAAGCCGUGGCUCAAGGCCAUGCUGACACCUGUAUCUUCAAGCAUUCGACUAGCGGUUACGGUGAAAAUCUGGCCGCGGGACAUCCGACGCUCGAGUUAGUCCUAGAGGACUGGGCGUUUGGCGAUGACGAGUGUGGCUCCUGGGACCCGGCCGCGGCGGACUAUUCGCACUUCACACAGGUCGUUUGGAAAACUGCUGCCACCGUCGGUUGCGCCGUCAAGAAAUGCGCUACUCUGCCCGGGGUCCCGUUCAAACUCAUCGACACCUUUUACUACGUCUGCAAUUAUAGCGGACCGCUAGAUGCGCCGACCGACUUCGCGUCCAAUAUGCACGCGAAAAAAGGCCAAUGUCUCAAGAAACCCACUCCACCAAAUCCAACCUCUUGA